This is a messenger RNA of Ostreobium quekettii, 849 nucleotides long. NCBI's taxonomy places the organism in Eukaryota, Viridiplantae, Chlorophyta, Ulvophyceae, Bryopsidales, Ostreobiaceae. The record is from the annotation of a GenBank genome assembly.
AUGGCGGCGGCCCUGCACGCCGGCGCGCUGCUGCUGCUCAUGCUGUGCCUUGGCGGCGCGGUGGCUGAGGGGGACGGGGAACUGUCACAUGAUGGGGCUGAACAGUUAAGGCGCCUGGUCCAGUCCGUACCAGCAAUGCCAUUCAUUGUGGGUGGGACUCCAGCACCUUGUGGACGGUACCCUUAUAUGGUUUCGCUUCGCAGCGCAGAAAAUGUGCACAAGUGUGGAGGCAUUCUUGUCCACAAGCGGUGGGUGGUGACAGCUGCUCAUUGCGUGGAUCCAGCCGACCCAAGCAGCCUUGGGGCCACGCCAAUAUUAGUCAUUGGGGGCUGCACCCUUGGCGACAAAUCAAACGAGAAUGGCAAGGUUGAGGCAGAUCUUUGGCACCUCCAAGACGAGUUCGGCCAGCCAAGACCGCCCUGGCUGAUUGAGGCAAGGACCCGAGCGACCCAAACAAGCACCGGACAGGAUCCGACAUCCGCCCGCCAGACAGCAGCACCACGGCACAGCACAGCACGUCCGCUGCAACCGCCCAACGAUAGCCGCCCAACGACAUGCCCGAUGGCCGCGCGCCCCUCCCACCGUUCCGCUUGGCCGCGCACCCCCCACCGCUCCGCCGCGCACAUUCAUCGCGCAUCCCACCACCAGGCCUCCAGCUCGCGUCUUCGCAUCGCCGCCAUGGUGGUGCGCCGUGUCUCGCUUCGCCGGUGGCGGCCGUGCUCCACGCCGCCCCGACUUGGUAGCAGAGCACGGGGAUGGAGGAAGGGUUUGGCGGGAAUGACAGCAACCAGAAUGCCCAAAUUGAUGGACGUUGUCUACUGGGGCGGCGCUGGCGUGAUCAUUAUGUAA